This is a messenger RNA of Aspergillus puulaauensis, 513 nucleotides long. RefSeq lists its product as uncharacterized. The transcript is spliced from 2 exons. The record is from RefSeq and is a predicted model, not a curated record. Bases 1 to 513 code for a protein of 170 amino acids. Gene Ontology annotation, cellular component: cytoplasm. Gene Ontology annotation, biological process: amino acid activation for nonribosomal peptide biosynthetic process; secondary metabolite biosynthetic process. Gene Ontology annotation, molecular function: phosphopantetheine binding. Lineage: Eukaryota; Fungi; Ascomycota; Eurotiomycetes; Eurotiales; Aspergillaceae.
AUGGUCCCUGAUCGCGCGGGCCUCGAUAUCGGCGCUCAUUUCGACGAGAAGACGAUGCCGGGCGAGCAGCUUCUUUCCGAUAACGAGGCUGCCCUGGGAUCUCUUGCUCUAGAGCGGCCAUCAUACAUGAUGCCAUCCAUGGUCCUGCGCGUGUCCUGGAUUCCAAAACCCCUCUCUGGGAAGACGGACAGGAUGCAGCUGCGUCAGAUGGCCGCGGCCCUGGGCCCUGCAGAGCUCUCUCUUUACCAGGGGCGGCAGUCCGUCUUCCGCCCUCCCUCUGCCGACACGGAACGGCGGCUGCUUGUGCUGUGGGCCGAGGUCUUGCAGCUGUCUGUCGAGGAGAUCAGUGCGGACGAUGGCUUCGCUGCUCGUGGGGGAGAUUCGGUUGGUGCCAUGCGACUGGUCCGGCGUGCGCAGUCCCAGGGCCUCGAUAUCUUUGUUGCUCAUUUCAAGUAUCAGAGGCUGGUGCAACAGGCGGAAUUGAUUGAUCGCCGAACUCAGGCGGGAAAUUAG